AUUAACAACUCCCAGUCUCCUCCAUAGGGAAUCCUGGUCUGCCUCUUCUGAUGAUAUUCUCGGCUCAUUACACUCUUUACUUAUCUUAUUAAUACCCUGGACUCUUUCUAAGAGAAAGAAAACGAGAACGGACGUGCAAUACCCUAUUGCCAAGCUUCUCAUAUCCAGAUCCCCUGUGACGUAAAGAUGGCCGGCGCCAAGGAACAGUCGUAUCUCGGAGUCUUGCACCAAUAUGCUCCUGGGCUUGUUGCGUAUGAAUUCAAGUCGGCUGCAGAUGUCACUAAACCCAACAGCAUCAUCUUUGUCGGAGGAUUGACAGAUGGGCUUCUCACGGUUCCCUACGUGGCCGAACUUGCCAAAGCUCUGGAGCCAACUGACUGGUCUGUGUUCAAUAUCCUGCUAUCCUCUUCGUAUGGCGGGUUCGGGGUGGGGAGCUUAGACAGGGACGUCGUGGAGAUUGCACAGUGUGUGAAUUUCGUGCGCAACUACAAGUCCUCCAAGCUCUCUCAGCCAGGGAAGGUUGUUGUCAUGGGGCAUUCCACCGGUAGCCAGGAUGUUUUGCAUUAUCUGCAUUCCCCGAAUCCUCUGCCACCGAAUGAGCUCUUUGAACCGGAUCUCGAGCACAUCGUCCGUCCAGCCCUCGAUGGAGCCAUUCUCCAGGCACCUGUAUCCGAUAGAGAACACCUCCUCAAUACACUGGCGACCGGGACGGCGCAGUAUACUCCAAGCCAGCUCGUCAUGUGCCACGACCAGCUUGUCGAGUUCGCUAGAAGACAGCCGUACACCCACCAUGACAACGUCGAAGCCAUCUUGCCGCUGUCCAUGACGGCGAAAUUGGGAUUCCCUUCCAAUGUUCCAAUCUGUGGUCGGAGAUUCCUUAGUUUGGCCAGUCCAGAUAGCCCGGCAAAGCCCUCGGAUGAUGACCUUUUCAGUUCAGAUCUAACUGACAAGCGUCUGCAUGAAACUUUCGGCGCAAUCGCGUCAAGGAAGUUGUUGCGUACUCAGCUUAUGGUCCUGUAUUCUGGUAAUGAUGAGUAUGCUCCGCAGUGGGUUGACAAGGAUAAACUGCUGCAGAGAUGGAGAGAUGCGACAAAUGCCGUGGAGGAGAAGUGGUAUGAACCUGGCAGCGGAGUUGUUCCUGGAGCUAGCCAUAAUGUAAAAGGCGUUGGCGAAGCGCCCCAGCGCGACCUGAUUUACAGGGUUACCCGCUACUUGAGCAGCAUCUAAUUGGCCUUGCGACUCGUCGGUUUUGUUGAACAGGGAGUUUUGCCUUCUUUGAAUGACACGAUAAUAUGACAGUUCUCGGACCUGCUGCAGUUCAAUAUUGUACAGAAGAAUAAAUAAAAGAUCCCAAUUCGCCC
Monascus purpureus is the source of this 1361-nucleotide messenger RNA. Lineage: Eukaryota; Fungi; Ascomycota; Eurotiomycetes; Eurotiales; Aspergillaceae. The record is from the annotation of a GenBank genome assembly.